CCACAGACAGCUGGAAAUGAUCCCUAUUGCUUUGUGGAGUUUCAUGAGCAUCGUCAUGCAGCUGCAGCAUUAGCUGCUAUGAAUGGACGGAAGAUAAUGGGAAGUCAAAGUGAAUUGGGCAACAACCCCCAGCAGUCAAAAGAAAGAUACAAGCAGUAGUACCGUUGUCAGCACACAGCGUUCACAAGGUAAUUGUAUCUUCUUAAACAUAAAAUGAAAUCUCUUGAAAGGGUAUUCACUAACCACCUGAAGUUUUUUUGUAUGAUAUUUGGGGGAGGGGGGGCGGGAGGAGAUAGUAUUUCUAUUUGUUUCUCUAGCAAUAUUUUUCUCACUUCUUCUCAGUGUUGACCAAGUAUAGCUUGUCCACUACUUUGGUGCUAGUUCAAGCUUUCUGACCCCUUUGGUAGCAGCUGAUGCCUUAGAACUACUUUCACCAACUAAGGGGCAAGAUACCCGGCUUUCUUGAGGUCACCGUCUGGGCUUCAUACUCAGAUCUUCCAAAUGCUUGAAUUGCUCCUCAAAUUUUGUUUCCCAAAGAGCAAUCCAAAAUGUUGUUUAAGGCCUGUCAAAUAUGGGUAACUUUUCUUUCCAAAUAUGCUUUGUCAAAUUUAUGUGUGUGUCCAUUUUAAAGUGUUGGUCCAACAAUUUUGCAUUUUUAAAGUGUUUCUUUUUUUUUGAUAAUUGUCUUUUUUAAAAACUCAGAUAUGGGAUGGUUAUUUCUCUCCAAUGCUUUUUUAAUGGUUCUGAUAUAAAGUGAAGGGAUUACUGUUUUCAUUCUGUUGCCUUCAGUCUUAGUUCACUUGCACAUGGAUUCACAUAAACUGAAUGGUGUAAUGUCUGGGCAACCAAAACUGUUGGCUUUUGAGAAAACUGUCAAAUACUUUAACAUCAAACUGUUGCAAUGCAAGGUAUUUCUUUGAUUGUUCUUCACAAAAUAUGGUUAAACCAAGUAUAUAUCAUGUAGCUAGCUUCAGUAAAUUGUGUUAACUGAGGCAAAUCUAGUCUACAUAAUUCCCAGUACCACUAUUUUAUUUUAAUUUGUAAAGCCUUAAUAUAGUGGUAAACUGAAUAAAAGUAAAUAAUUAUUAUUAGAAUGGUAACUAAGUCAUUAAAUUUUUUGCAGAACUGAAACUUGUAUAUUAUUAAUUUAUUUUCUCAGACCAGUAUAAUAAUUGACUGUAAAUAGAAAUAUAAAUGUCACUUCCUGUUAGAUGUAUCACAGUCUUUUCAGGAGAAUUUUUCCUAUAUUGUUACCUUGACUCGUUUAAAGUUGAUAGGAUUUGUAUAGAUAUAGGAUAGUGUUUUGUUUAUACUUUAUCGUAAGUCAUAAUCAUUUUAAGAAUACUUUAUUGGAUAGAUUUUAGUACUUUUUAAAUUCUAAAGUUCUGUUUUUCUUUUCACUUCCCCUUCCUUCCCCUUAUAAGAUCAUUUCCAUGUCUUUGUUGGUGAUCUCAGUCCAGAAAUUACAACUGAAGAUAUAAAAGCUGCUUUUGCACCAUUUGGAAGAAUAUCGUAAGUAACAGAAGAUAAAUAAAAUCUUUUUAAUUAGAAACAAUUAUAUGUAGAUAUAACUUGAAAAUAAUUUUAGUAUGAUUUUUUUAUAUUAAUUUAUAAUGUAUUACAUUGUUUAGAGGUCAUUCAAGAAGUUAACAGCAAAAGAUUGUUUUCCCACUGAUGAAUAAACCUCUGGUUUUCAAUUACCUUAAAAUCCUUUUUCAGUUAGCAUAGCUUUUAAGAGACAGAUUUGCCAUUGUACAUUUUAUAGUUUCUUAUAUAGGUGUCAGGCUAGCUUGGUGAUAAUCUUUAGUUAAAACUGUGCUGUGACUAAGGAAUUUAGAUCCAUUGCGCACGUCUAUGAUACCAUGCAUUUUGUGUUAAUAUAUUUUAACAAAAAGAAACUUUAACAAUUCAACCUAAAAAGCAGUUAAUAAAUGUUAUUUCCUAAGUAUUUGCACCCUUUUAAAAAAACUGCUAACAAUAAUAGUGCCUUAUAGUAUUUUAUGAAGCACUGCCUUGCUUGCACUUGUUAUUAAUCAUACAUUUUAGGCCCUGAUGAAUAAAUACCUUACUUGAUACAGUUAUUAAUCAUACAUUUUAGGCCCUUAUGAAUAAAUACCUUACUUGAUAUAGUAUUCAUCAUAGAAGAACUUUAAAAUUUUGAAAAGCAUGCCAUAUUAGAGUAAGAAUAAUAAGUUGUUUAUGGUACUUUCUGUGGAGUAAUUAUUUAGUUUAGAAAACUUCUUCAGGAUUUCCGGUUGCUCUAUUAUUUUUCCACCUAAAAGAGUACUAAAAAGGCAAUGCUAACGGUGGUUUGGUUUGAACAGACCAACAGCAGAGAUGAGAUGAGGAGACUGGGAAGUAAAUGCCAGUAGUGUUGGUGAUGAAUUUGGGGAGUUUUUAUUUGAAGAGUUAUAGUUUGUUGAUGAGUGGGUGACAAUGCAUGUGACCAAGGAAUGGCCAGCUUUAAAGGCAGUCACAGAAUUAGGGCUUAUCAGUGGACUUUCAGAUGACAUUUUUCUUUGUGAGACCUGAUUAGGAAAAUAAGUAUAGCUUUUCUUUCUGAUUGUUCCUCUUAAUAAUGUCUUAGAGUUUCAAUAAUAAUUGGCUUGCUUUCAAAUAUCUAGACUUAGACAGUCUUAUCCUUUGGCCUCUCAAGAGCUCUAAAUCUCUGUGCAAAUAUUUGUGUUUUCAUUUUGGUGUGGAAAAUCUUUGUAAAUUUCAUCCUAUUGUCAGAAUAGUCACAGGACCAUAAAAAGAUAAAGAAGCCUGAUCUAGAUCUUUGCUGCUGCUUCUCCGGAGAAUGUUUUCAGAGAGAAAUAAAUAUGAGUUGAACAUUUUUCAAGGUUAACAUUUCCUUAACCUUUAAGAAGAAAAAACUUUCUAACAUUGUGAACAGAUUAAGUAGCUUUUUAAUUAAAUGCUUUGAUUUCAAUUGAGGUAGCUUUUUUGAAAACCUGGGAAUUUUAGUUUGGGAUUAGGCAAAGAUUGUUUAACAGUUGGUGUGUUUAAGUUAAGUGACCUUCAAAUUUUAGCAGUUUCAUGAUUUACAAAUCAUGGUCAUAAUUUAUUUUUCUUAAAUAUGUUUUUGUAUCAUAUUUUUAGUCUAGAUUUUCUUAUGGUCCCAUGAUUAUUGAUGUAGACUUUUUUUUUCUUGGUGAGACCUUUAAGUUUUAGGAUUUUCAAUUGAGAUAAUGUAUAGUUUGAGUUUUAGGCUAUACAAGGAGUUAGCUUUCCUACAUUUAAAGGAAUCAUUUGGCAGUCAGCAUAUUUUCCUGAUUUUUUAUUGUUAAAGGAGAUAAGUUGAUAACUGUAUGUUGAAGGGUUCCCAUGAUAGAUAAUCUCUAAAAAGUGCAAAUAUCAGUGCUUGAUUUAUAGAUGUGUAAUAAACAGUGGUCUGUAAAAGCAUUUAGUAUAAAAAACAUGGUAGUUUCCCUUAUAUACAGCUUGUGAACUCUUCCUGUUCCUUGAGUUUAGGGUAGACUAAUAUUUUACGGUGUAGAAGAGAGUCAGCUACCAAAUUAAAUGCAUGUGUACCAUACAAAUAAUUUAUUAAGUAUUUUUGCAUAUUAAGAAUUGACUUACAUUAGUUUUCCCUUUUCACCACCACAUCUUUGUCAUUUUGACCCUGAACACUUAAUAAAUCAUUCAAAUUGAUCUAAAAUAUGCUUAUAUCUACUUUAAUAGAAAAUUACAUUGCAUGGCUUUCAGACUUGGGUUUUUGUUAUAAAAGUGCCUGUUUUGUUCAUGUGUCCUAAGAGAGCAAGCAUUAUGACAUACCUGACUAACUUAAAAGCAGAUUGCCUGUGAAGCACAAUUUGAGUCCAAUUUUUUGAGGUAUGGAGUUUUAGCUAUCAUGGCUGGGUUUUUACUCAAUCUCAAAUAAUAGGGCUCUGGUUAUUUUGCAGAGUGUCUCUGAAGAAUGGACAGAAUUGCCCUGGCUAACUACAAGCUACGGUUCACAGUGGAUAAAUGUUGGCGUGCUUUUUUACUUUCUGACUUUUUAAAAUUUUGCUUUUAUAUCUUGUAGUUCCAAUCAAUUUUAUAUGAAUGCUAUUAUAAAAUUCAGUGUAAAAUCUUUUCUUGUAUAGUUUAAAACUUGUGUUUGUCUAGUAUUUUUCUUCAAUGAUUUAACAUUUCUAAAAAUGUCAACUUCUCAAAUUUUACUCUAGUCGAAAAGGGGGGUAUAAGUUGAUCUGAAAAAAUGAAAUAAUUUAAUUAGUUUAGGGAAUGUACAACUUUUUUAUGCUUUUGGUUUCCGGUUUUCUAUUUUUUUUUUAAUUAUAAGGUAGAAUAUAAUGCCAAAUAAAUUAUAAAUUGCAUGGUUAAAGAAAGCCAUUCAUCUAAUAUCCUGUGAACUUUAUAAAUGUUUAAGUAGUUCAUGUGAGUAGCUGCUUUCACCAUGCUUAAUAUUUAAAAGUUUAAAAAUUUUUUUGGAGAGGCAAUUUCUGUACAAUGUACAUAUGCAUAUAUACUUAAGAAGUUACUGAUUUGCAUGUCUAUAAAAUUAAGCCUCAUUUCCUAAUACAUGAUAAAUUUUGUAGAAUAAAAGGUGAAUUUGCAUUAAAGGUUCACUUUAAUGAAGGUGAAACAUGAUAAUCAGUUGUGUGUGAAAUUCUCAUUUUAUAUCCAGAGGACAGUUUGCAAACCUAAACUUCUGAUUGUUUCUGAUUUCAGAGAUGCCCGAGUGGUAAAAGACAUGGCAACAGGAAAGUCUAAGGGAUAUGGCUUUGUCUCCUUUUUCAACAAAUGGGAUGCUGAAAACGCCAUUCAACAGAUGGGUGGCCAGUGGCUUGGUGGAAGACAAAUCAGAACUAACUGGGCAACCCGAAAGCCUCCCGCUCCAAAGAGUACAUAUGAGUCAAAUACCAAACAGCUAUCAUAUGAUGAGGUUGUAAAUCAGUCUAGUCCAAGCAACUGUACUGUAUACUGUGGAGGUGUUACUUCUGGGCUAACAGAACAACUAAUGCGUCAGACUUUUUCACCAUUUGGACAAAUAAUGGAAAUUCGAGUCUUUCCAGAUAAAGGAUAUUCAUUUGUUCGGUUCAAUUCCCAUGAAAGUGCAGCACAUGCAAUUGUUUCUGUUAAUGGUACUACCAUUGAAGGUCAUGUUGUGAAAUGCUAUUGGGGCAAAGAAACCCUUGAUAUGAUAAAUCCCGUGCAACAGCAGAGUCAAAUUGGAUAUCCACAACCUUAUGGCCAGUGGGGCCAGUGGUAUGGAAAUGCACAGCAAAUUGGCCAGUAUAUGCCUAAUGGUUGGCAAGUUCCUGCAUAUGGAAUGUAUGGCCAGGCAUGGAACCAGCAAGGAUUUAAUCAGACACAGUCUUCUGCACCGUGGAUGGGACCAAAUUAUGGAGUGCAACCGCCUCAAGGGCAAAAUGGCAGCAUGUUGCCUAAUCAGCCUUCCGGGUAUCGAGUGGCAGGGUAUGAAACCCAGUGAAAAAGGACUCCAGAAUCUAAAGCCAGUGGCUUGAGGCUACAGGGAGUGUAGUAAAGCCGUUGUUUACUUAAAGAUUUAUCAAAUCAGUCAGUGCAAAUGUCAGAUACAAUGUAUUUAUUUAAAAGAUUCAUUUUUAAUCAUGAAAUUCCUUAUCAUCCACAUUGUUUUAAAAAGAAACAAGAUGCUGGAUGUCUGCCAAUUUUUGCCUUCAUUACCUUUUUUGAUAAAGUUUCUCAGAUCCUUGUUUCAAACACAAAUGCAGGGAUUGCUGCCACUUUUUAAAUAUUAAGAGGCAGAAAAUUGCACAAUAUUGAACUUUUUUCCACUAAAGUAGUGUGCAGUUCUAGUUUGCAUUCCUGAUAUGAUUUAAAACAUGUAAUAUAAAGACGCUAAAAAAAAAAAAAAAAAAACCAAAACUGUGCAGAGUCUAGAAGUUCUUUGUAAUCUUCAGCUUAUGCACAAUUCUGUUUUAGGUUUAAAAAAAAAAAAAAAAGGCAUUGUUUGAGCUGUCCCAUCUCCACUGUUAUACUUUUGGGGUUUUUUAAUAUAAAUUAUUAGUUUACAUCAUUUUUGUAUCUACAUCUUUUUCACAAAUUUGUCUUGCCUUAUUAAAGUUCUGUAAAGUAUACUUAAAUGAGAAAAUGAUGUUCAUUUAGAUUGAAAACUUUUCUCAGAUGGAUUGAUAAUUGCAUUCAUCUUGUGUUUUAUAUAAGAAGGUGCCUCAAGAAUUCUCUGUUGGAUUUGUUUAAAAGGAUUUUUAUCUUCUGUGAUAAACUUUGCUGUGUACCAGGAACUAUAAAAACACAAACUUGUUACUAAAGAAAAUAUCUGAAAUGUGAUAAGUUCUUAUGCCAUGUUAAUUUCAUGUGUCAACUUCAACAUUUACAUGUAUUAUUUCAUUAUGUAAAAUGUUUUAGCAAUUUAAUAUUUUGCACAGUUAGCAAACUUUGUAUGUCAUUUCCUUCAAGGCAUUAUGCAGAGUUGACAUGAGAUUUAUAAGGUUUUAAGUUGUUUGCAUGUGAAAAUCAAAUACAUACUUUGGUAGUCUUUGAAUACAAAGUCAUCUGCUCUUGUUUUUCAAGAAUUUUGAGAUACAAAGUAGUAUGCAAAGGAAUAUAUUAAUUUGCCAGUAUCUAGGUAGAUUUACUCAAAAAGAGUGAAUCAACUUAAUAUGUACAAAUGAUAGCUGUGAAACUGUCUUUGUGUCAGGCAUGGGGUUCAUUGUGACCUCCAAUUUUGUCUGAAGGACCAGCUGGGCAAAGUGUUUUUUAAAUGUUCAGAGGCCAAAAGAUAAACAAAACAAAACCUUAAAAUCCUACCUCCUUAAACAGCCUUCAAAGAAGAGAAUCCUCAGUGCAAUCAUUAUUUUGAUUCUUUUGGUACCUGUUUUCCUUGAGUUUCCAAUUUUAUUAUUUUGGGGUGCUCCAAGCAGUAAGAGGUUUAAUCUUUGAUGGCAUUGUUCUAGUUUUGAAAUUUCUAGCAUAUUUCAGAGUCUCUUAGAAGACUUGUGUGGGAAGUUUCAUUUUGUUUUCACUGAAGGUCACAAACCUCCUUCUUCUUUGACUCAGAGAGGAAAGGUGCCAGUAUACACAUUUGAAUAGUUGAUAGUUUUCAAGACCUUCAAAGAGCUUCCAGCAUUUUACCUAGAAACAGAAAAGGCCUGCAAAAUCUUAAGUUUCCUGGCCUGCAUUUCCCAGGUAGGGGCAAAUGACUCUAAGCUAGUCUCUAGGCCAAUACCCUAGUAAACCAGAGCCCAGGAAAGACAUUUCGAGUGUUUUAUUCUCUGGAGCUCAAUUCUAUGCAGUUGUGCUAUUUCAUUAAGUCACUGUGUAUUUUUAAGUGUUGAUACAUCAAAAGUCGCUUUAUGGAAGAUGAGUAAAUUUUUUAAAUACUUGGAAAUUUUAUUUCCUUGUUAAUAUCUGCAGAUCAGGGCAUGUAACCAAAAGCAGCUUAAAUGAAAUAUUAAAAAAUGAAAUAUCAGGAAGCUAUUUUUAGAUUUCUUCUGGCAUAUGUUUCUAUUUUAGGACCCUCAUUUUUCUCUUAUUAAAAAAAAUUAUUUCCUGUACAUCUCAUGGACUGCAGGGUAAAUUAUUUGGGCAUAAAUAAGUUAAACGAAAGUAUAGUUUUCUUUCAUUGACCGUCUCCACUAAUAACAGUUUUUAUUCAGCGGUAUAUUUGGUUAUUGUACAAAUCUUAAAAAUGUACAUCAAGCACUUUUUGAGGGGAAAGUGGUAUCAGUACUCAUGAAAAGGUUACUACUGAACAGAUUCACAUUUUAGGAACACCUAUCUUUAGUUUAAAUCUUACUCUUAGUUUUCAGUCUAAAAAUCAUACCAGUAUUAGUAUCAGGUAAGGAAAUUAAAGUUUUUUAAAUGGUUUCAUUCUCUGCAAUAUGCAAAUUCAGAUUUUAUUUUCUGGUACUGUAAAGAACCUGAAGGGAUUCACACUUAAUGGGUAUUAAUCCAGUAUUCUUUACCCUGACUGUUUGGAUAUUAAAGUUCCUUUAUGUUUUCUAUAA
This is a messenger RNA of Sapajus apella (tufted capuchin), 7955 nucleotides long. RefSeq names its product TIA1 cytotoxic granule associated RNA binding protein (gene TIA1). The transcript is spliced from 9 exons. Lineage: Eukaryota; Metazoa; Chordata; Mammalia; Primates; Cebidae. The coding region runs from base 4577 to 5437 and encodes 286 amino acids. The record is from RefSeq and is a predicted model, not a curated record. Gene Ontology annotation, molecular function: mRNA binding.